Molecule: messenger RNA, 1713 nt
Organism: Brassica oleracea var. oleracea
Lineage: Eukaryota; Viridiplantae; Streptophyta; Magnoliopsida; Brassicales; Brassicaceae
Product: endoglucanase 4
Exons: 6
Coding region: 46-1524 (492 amino acids)
Biological process (GO): carbohydrate metabolic process
Molecular function (GO): hydrolase activity, hydrolyzing O-glycosyl compounds
Source: RefSeq, a predicted model, not a curated record
AAUACAAAUAAAAAAAGAACAGAACCAAACUCAAGAGUUAUAAAAAUGGCGGGAAAAUCGUUAACUUUGUCGGGACUGGCGGCGGCGAUUAUUCUCGUUAUGCUUCUACUUUCACCGGAGAUCUGCACCGGACAUGACUAUCGCGACGCUCUCAAGAAGAGCAUCCUUUUCUUCGAAGGUCAACGCUCCGGCAAGCUGCCACCAGAUCAACGCCUCAAGUGGCGCCGUGACUCCGCAUUACGAGACGGUUCCUCCGCCGGCGUGGACUUGACCGGAGGCUACUACGACGCCGGAGACAACGUGAAGUUCGGUUUCCCGAUGGCCUUCACGACGACCAUGAUGUCAUGGAGCGUCAUAGACUUCGGGAAAACGAUGGGACCGGAGUUAGAAAACGCCGUGAAAGCGAUCAAAUGGGGAACGGACUACCUCCUCAAAGCGACUGCGAUUCCCAGCGUCGUGUUCGUACAAGUCGGAGACGCUUACUCCGACCACAACUGCUGGGAACGUCCUGAGGACAUGGACACGCUACGAACGGUUUACAAAGUCGACAAGGAUCAUCCUGGUUCUGAAGUCGCUGGCGAGACUGCCGCCGCUUUAGCCGCCGCGUCGAUCGUGUUUGCGAAACGCGAUCCAGCAUACUCCAAACGCCUGCUGGACCGUGCAGCAAGGGUGUUUGCGUUCGCUAAUAAGUACAGAGGAGCGUACAGUGAUAGUCUUCGCCAAGCAGUAUGUCCUUUUUACUGCAAUUUCAACGGUUACGAGGAUGAGUUGCUCUGGGGAGCGGCAUGGCUACACAAAGCUUCGAAGAAACGAGUAUAUAGAUUGUAUAUUGUGAAGAACAAAGAGAUUCUUAGAGCUGGAGAAACUAUUCACGAGUUUGGUUGGGAUAACAAACAUGCUGGGAUUAAUGUCUUAAUCUCCAAAAUGGUCUUAAUGGGAAAAGCAGAUUAUUUUCAGAGCUUUAAGCAAAACGCUGACGAGUUUAUCUGUUCUUUAUUGCCUGGGAUUUCUCACCCUCAAGUGGAAUACUCACUAGGAGGAUUACUAGUGAAAAGUGGAGGGAGUAACAUGCAGCAUGUAACAUCUUUGUCAUUUCUAUUAUUAACAUAUUCUAAUUACCUAAGUCACGCCAAGAAGGUGGUGCCUUGUGGCCAAUUCUCAGCUUCUCCAGCUCUUCUCCGUCAAGUAGCCAAGCGACAGGUGGACUACAUACUAGGAGAUAAUCCAAUGAAAAUGUCGUACAUGGUUGGGUAUGGUUCGAGGUUUCCACAGAGGAUUCACCAUCGUGGAAGCUCGGUUCCUUCGGUCGUGGAUCAUCCUGCUCGCAUAGGGUGCAAAGAAGGAUCUCGUUAUUUCCUCAGCCCGAACCCUAACCCUAACUUGUUAAUUGGCGCUGUCGUUGGUGGGCCUAAUGUCACUGACGAUUUUCCUGAUUCAAGGCCGUACUUUCAGCUGACUGAGCCCACGACUUACAUCAACGCACCUCUACUGGGCCUUCUUAGUUACUUUUCGGCCCAUGCUUAAUAUUCCCAAAGCAUAAUGAUGAAUAGUAGUCUGCUUGUCAAGAUUUUGUCUAGAGGUGUGCUGAUAACUCGUCACCACCCUAAACUACCAGAUGUUGAAUGUUUAUUAGUUUUCUACACCAAGAGAAUUCAGCCGAUAGGGGAAUUACUCACAAAACAUUAUUUUUACUAUACAUGUUUAUGUAGCACA